Messenger RNA from Bufo bufo (common toad), 1759 nucleotides. RefSeq names its product zinc finger protein OZF-like. The coding region runs from base 104 to 1759 and encodes 551 amino acids. NCBI's taxonomy places the organism in Eukaryota, Metazoa, Chordata, Amphibia, Anura, Bufonidae. The record is from RefSeq and is a predicted model, not a curated record. Gene Ontology annotation, biological process: regulation of DNA-templated transcription. The transcript is spliced from 6 exons.
UUACAUCACACACGGCUGUUCCUGUUUUGUAUUCAGGUUUCUUAUGUACAGGACUAUUUUCAUUUGAAAAACAAUAGCCCUUUCCAUCAAUGACCCAUCAAGGAUGGAGAAGGACAGAGACCACAUGGCUGCGAGGAUAUUAGACCUCACCCUGGAGAUCAUCUCCUUGAUAACUGGAGAGGAUUACACAGUAGUGAAGAAGUCGUCUGGUGAGUGUGUGACACCCCGUGUGUCAGGAGGAUGGAGCAGGACCCAGAGCCCCAUCACCGAGCCUCCACCUCAUUCCCUGAUACAUGAGCAGAAGAUCCUAGAACUUACCACCAGGAUCACUGAGCUGCUGAGCGGAGAGGUUCCUAUAAGGUGUCAGGAUGUCGCUGUCUAUUUCUCCAUGGAGGAGUGGGAGUAUUUAGAAGAACACAGGGAUCUGUACAAGAACGUCAUGAUGGAGAAUCGCCAGUCCCUCACAUCACCAGGUAAAGAUGGGUUGAUCGACUCCCAUGGACAUCUCUAUUUAACUUCCUAUCAUGAAGAAGAUAGCAAUAUCACACAAGCUAAUUCAAUAACUCCUAAUGUACCCUCAGUCCUUCACAGUGGAGAUAUAUCCACCGAUACCACUGGUCACAAGAAACCUUCAGCUAAUCAAUCACUGAUUUUCAAACAAAUAACUGGACAUAGAUGGGGGGAAAUAUUUUUACGUGGGAAACACUUUAAAAAGAAAUCUAAUCUUCCUUUGCAUGAGAAAAAUCACAUAGAGAAGAGGACAUUUUCAUGCGCUGAAUGUGGAAAGUCUUUUACCAGGAAAUUACUUUUAGUUAGACAUCAAAGAACUCACAAAGCGGAGAAGCCAUAUACAUGUUCAGAAUGUGGGAAAUGUUUUAUGUGGAAGGGUUCUCUUGAAAAACAUCAGAGAAAUCACACAGGGGAGAAGUCUUUUUCAUGUUCAGAAGAUGGGAGAUGCUUUACCCAGAAAUCAGAUCUUGUGGGACAUCUACGAUGUCACUCAAGGAAAAGGGUAUUUUCAUGUACAGAAUGUGGAAAAUGUUUUAGCAGGAAAACAGGUCUUGUUAGACAUCAGACAACUCACACAGGAGAGAAGCCAUUUUCAUGUUCUGAAUGUGGGAAAUGUUUUAGCCAGAAAACAGGUCUUGUUAGACAUCAGACAACUCACACAGGAGAGAAGCCAUUUUCAUGUUCUGAAUGUGGGAAAUCUUUUAGGCAGAAAUCAUUUCUUGUGGAACAUUUAAGAAUUCACACAGGAGAGAAGCCGUUUUCAUGCUCAGAAUGUGGAAGAUGUUUUACGCAUAAAUCAACUCUUCUUCAUCACCAGAGUACUCACAAACGAGAGAAGUUAUUUUCAUGUUCUGAAUGUGGGAAAUGUUUUAGGCAGAAAACAGGUCUUGUUAGACAUCAGACAACUCACACAGCAGAGAAGCCAUUUUCAUGCUCAGAAUGUGGGAAAUCUUUUAGUCAGAAAUCAUUUCUUGUGGAACAUUUAAGAAUUCACACAGGAGAGAAGCCGUUGUCAUGCUCAGAAUGUGGGAAAUGUUUUACCCAGAAUUCGAAACUUGUGAGUCAUCUAAGAACUCACACAGGAGAGAAGCCGUUGUCAUGCUCAGAAUGUGGGAAAUGUUUUACCCAGAAUUCGAAACUUAGAACUCAUGAUAGAGAAAAGGCAUUUUCAUGUUCACAAUGUGGGAAAUGUUUCAGCCAGAAAAGGGCUCUUGUUAAACAUCAUCAGAGAACUCACACAGGGAAAUAA